CACCAUGAGCCAACGCAAGCUACCACCAGUGCUUGCCCAAACUCCGAAGUGCUACUACUAGCUUGUAGGAUUUACUUUGCAUAGGAUUGACACAGCUUGAAUAGAGUGACCCCAGUGUGGGAGUAGUGUAUGCCAGCUGACGUUCCGUUCUGUUUCCUCAUCUUAUCCUGUUAUGGCUCGCCCUGUGAUGCUUGCGUUCGCCGUCGCUGCGGCUGUCGUCGUCGUUUGUCUCUACUCCUUGUCUCCGGUCGCUGCAUCUCCCGUCGCUGGAGGCUGGUCUGCCGUCAAGGGUGCAUAUAAAGUAAAAGAAGUGCAGGACUUGGCCAAAUUCGCUGUCAAAACACAUAACAAUGAAAAGAACACGAACCUCCAGUAUCACUCUGUGAAAGCUGCAUGGCGCCAAGUGGUGGCUGGCCUCAAGUGGAGGAUCGAGCUCCGUGCAUUCGACCCUGCACGUGCCACAAAGGGGCGUGUGCCUGCCUUAUAUGUGGCGGAGAUCUGGGAGAAGCCAUGGGAAGACUUUCGCCAGCUGCUCACUUUCAAGGAGGCGACUAACUAGAAACAGCGCAACACCCUGGAUUGAAAGCCUCAGAAAGGCAGAGGAGCUGGUUACUUUCAAGUCCAGGGCCCAGGGCAAUUGAGAAGUUAUGAGAUCUGCAGCUGCUGCGUAUGCUGACCGAGUGGAUUGGGUUAGAGCAAGCCAUUUCCAGUGUAUUGGGACAGAAAUGAGAUUUUGAUGCCAUGUUUAGGCAGCUUUAGGAAAGAGGCAUUGUGUCUUCUCCGCCAGGCUGUAUCAUGGGGUGACUCUUGGACUAUUUGAUGGUUGGACCGUCUAGAGGUUUUCUCUGGGAAACUAUUGUUUGGUGUGUAUAGUUUUGAGAAUUUU
Messenger RNA from Closterium sp. NIES-67, 886 nucleotides. NCBI's taxonomy places the organism in Eukaryota, Viridiplantae, Streptophyta, Zygnematophyceae, Desmidiales, Closteriaceae. The record is from the annotation of a GenBank genome assembly.